Gadus morhua (Atlantic cod) is the source of this 1950-nucleotide messenger RNA. It is a transcript of the gene st3gal7, whose product is annotated as ST3 beta-galactoside alpha-2,3-sialyltransferase 7. The coding region runs from base 162 to 1448 and encodes 428 amino acids. The transcript has 9 exons. Gene Ontology annotation, molecular function: lactosylceramide alpha-2,3-sialyltransferase activity. The record is from RefSeq and is a predicted model, not a curated record. Lineage: Eukaryota; Metazoa; Chordata; Actinopteri; Gadiformes; Gadidae.
CAGCAGUAGAGGAAGUGGCAACAGCCAUUUUAGUUGCUGCAUGCUUUCUGCAGCUCUCUGCUCAUGUCAACCAUGGAGCAUUGACAUAACAGAAAGACCGUUCAAGCUCAGCUUUGCUUUAAGGCGGGGGAGGAGGGGGAGGUGCAGAUGCUGCUGUAGCCAUGGUGACGCUGAGUUUCCUGAUGGAAGACGAGAGCCGAGACGACAGGUCACCUCUGCUGCUCGAGGCCCCAGCCAGCACAGCGCUGGCUGCUGUCCCCCAGAGAUGCCCGGGGGGGUCACACCUGGACACGUUCCUCCUCAGCAGGAGGAAUAACCUCGGCCUGAGUCUGGCGCUGCUGCUGGGGUGCUACGCGGCUAUUCUGGUCCCUGCCUACUCCCACGCAGACAGGCUGGCCCCUAUGGACGACGGCCCACCAGCGCCUCCACACCUGGUCCCUGCCUACUCCCACGCAGACAGGCUGGCCCCUGUAGACGACGGCCACCCAGCGCCUCCACAUCUGGCUCUCCUCAACCUCUCAGCUGACCUUCUGUCGGGGCCCUGCCUCCCACAAUGGGGUCGGGAUCGCCUGAGGACCUUGUCCUGCUCUGGGGGCCUCCUGGGGCUGGCCCCUGUGUUCGUGGAGGGGCCGCAGGAGGAGGUCGAGGGGGGGGGGGGGAGACGGGCACCCUGGGAGCUCCCCCCUCCGCUGGGUCUCCGGGGCAGCGAGCGGCAGGCGGCCCGCGCUCUGGCCUCGCUGCCCCGGCCCGGCCGCCCCCCCUGGCUGCAGGGGGGGGGGUGCAGGCGCUGCGUGGUGGUGGGCAGCGGGGGGGUGCUCCACGGCAGCCAUCUUGGCUCCUCUAUCGAUCAGUAUGAUGUCAUCAUCAGGCUGAACGCGGCUCCGGUGGGGUGCUUCCAGAGAGACGCGGGGUCCAGGACCACCAUUCGCCUGGUGUACCCCGAGGCAGCGCCCGCCUCCCCUGAGGAGUACCGGACCACCAGCGUGGUGGCCCUGGUGGUCUUCAAGAGCCUGGACCUGGACUGGCUGACCUCGGUGAUCACCAAGAGACCUCUGAGCUUUUGGUCCAAGUUGUGGUUCUGGAGGAAGGUGGUCGAGGAGAUCCCCCUGACCGCAGAACACUUCCGGAUCCUGAACCCGGAGAUUAUUCACCAGACAGGACGGGCUCUGCACAGCUACGCGCCCAGCGGGGGAACGAGGGUGCCCACCCUGGGGGCCAGCGCCGUGGUGCUCGCCCUGCAGCUGUGUGACCAGGUCAGCCUGGCGGGGUUCGGCUACGACCUGAGGCACCCAGGGGCCCGGCUCCACUACUACGAGGCCCUACGCAUGGACGCCAUGAAGGGCCAGGUACGAGACCUCAGCAUGGACGCCAUGAAGGGCCCGGUACGAGACCCUACACAUGGAGGCCAUGAAGGGCCCGGUACGAGGCCCUACGCAUGGACGCCAUGAAGGUCCAGGUGGUGCACGACAUCGGCUCUGAGAAACUCUUUCUCAGGGAUCUGGUUUCGUCGGGGGCUGUGACUGACCUUACAGGAGCGCUAUGAGCCCGUGGCGAGGAGAGAGCGAAGCGAGGGAGACACACACAAGUCGACACAAUGACAACGACAGGACACUCGGCCACCGGGAGAGAACAACGUAUAAACACACCACGCUGACCUUUACCGUGCAGAGGGCUGCAGACAGCAUUGGAUUAGGAGACAGAGGGGAGGAGGGCAGAAUGUUGGUGUUUGUAGAUUUACUCUUGAAUUAUUAACCAGAUCACUGCACUUCUACCAGCUUCACAUUAUCUUCUUUAGAACAUUUAUGCAUUUUAGGUAUAAUUAAGGAUGGCAUUCUUUAUGAUAUCCUGGUUGGAUUUAGUAAGAUUAAACACAUAUAUGAUAAUUUUCUUUUACAUGAUUAUUAUAUAUUUUUAUAAAUACUAUCCAAAUAAUAAACGCUUUUAAGAAAA